UGCUGCUGCUUGGUCGGUCUGCUAUGCGCCACACUCUACGCAGCGGGUGCUGCUGCUGCUGCUAUGUCUCUCGUCUUUCUCUUUCUGUUUCUACCGGCCUCCGCUGCCCAGUUCCGCUGUCGUCUGCCAAUAAUAAUAACAAUCGCCAGCUCCUAACCCUGAACAGUCCCGCUAGUGGUCGCUAUAAUUACUCCUGUUACUCCUCUUGCUGCUACUACUACGCUGCGUACUACUACAACUACUACUACUCCUGCUACCCGACUGCUACGCGUAGUAAUAACAGUGCUAAGACCCUCUCGCCCAUCCCGGACCCACGGGCACCGUCGUCAAAUAAACCUCGUAGCAUUAAUAUUACCACUGCGUGUUUUCGCCGAUUUACGUUUGCUUUCCCGUUCUUCGCCGCCCGCAUGGCUUCCGGUUCCGCUUCGGGCGCAGACGCUACUGGCUCUACUCCCCUAUCCACGGCUACUCGUGCUGCCAUUCAUAUACCCCCGGAUGCCCCCCCUUCGUCGGCUCCCACUCUACCAUCAUCUUCAACUUCUUCAACUUCAGCUCCAGCUUCUCGCCCCCUUAUCCAACCCUUUUCUUCUGCUACUACUACUACUACUACUACUACCUCCGUCCCUCCCAAUCUCGCUCCCUUCUCCGACUUCUCCGACUUUGCCAGGCAGCUACAGGCGAAGCAACAGCAUUCCAACUACCACUCCACCUCCCUGUCCACCUCUCUUAAAAACAUGGUUGCCGCUUCGGUAAACCGCACUGCGCUGCAUCCCAGUGGUGUUCAGCCUGGUGUAGGACACACAGAACUCGAGGAGGAACUCCACGAAACCGCCCACAUCGACUAUGAGCGCGUCUCAAUUAUUGCCAACCCUGCCGUCGCCUCUCUCUACGAAGAUGCUCUGGUCUACGAAACCGGCACCGCCAUCACCUCCAGCGGUGCCUUGACUGCCUACUCCGGCGCAAAGACCGGCAGAUCACCCCUCGACAAGAGAGUUGUAAAAGAACCCUCAUCUGAGAAGGAUAUCUGGUGGGGUCCUGUCAACAAGCCUAUGUCGCCAGAGGUCUGGAGAAUUAACAGAGAACGUGCUGUCGAUUAUCUCAACACCAGAAACCGCAUCUAUGUCAUCGAUGGCUAUGCCGGCUGGGACGAGCGCUACAGAAUCAGCGUCAGAGUCGUCUGCGCCCGUGCCUACCAUGCCCUCUUCAUGCGCAACAUGCUUAUCCGGCCCUCGCGCGAGGAGCUCAAGUCCUUCCACCCAGACUACGUCAUCUACAACGCCGGUUCUUUCCCCGCAAACAGAUGGACUGAGGGCAUGACCUCCGCCACCUCCGUAGCCAUUAACUUUGCCGAAAAGGAGAUGGUCAUCCUUGGUACUGAGUAUGCCGGCGAGAUGAAGAAGGGUGUCUUCACCGUGCUCUUCUACGAGAUGCCCGUCAAGCACAACGUGCUCACCCUGCACUCGUCCGCCAACCAGGGCGAGGAUGGUGAUGUCACUGUUUUCUUCGGCUUGUCUGGAACUGGCAAGACUACCCUAUCUGCUGAUCCUAAGCGCGCUCUGAUUGGUGAUGACGAGCACUGCUGGAGUGACCGCGGUGUCUUCAACAUUGAAGGAGGAUGCUACGCCAAGUGCAUUGGCUUGUCCGCAGAGAAGGAGCCAGAUAUUUUCAACGCAAUCCGCUUCGGAUCUGUGCUGGAGAACGUCGUCUUCGACCCCGUAACCCGGGUUGUUGACUAUGAUGAUUCCACCCUCACUGAGAACACCAGAUGUGCUUACCCAAUAGAAUACAUCGAAAACGCCAAAAUCCCCUGUAUCGCCGAAGAACACCCCAAGAACAUCAUCCUCCUUACUUGCGACGCCCGCGGUGUUCUCCCACCCAUCUCCAAACUGAACACUGAACAAACCAUGUUCCACUUCAUCUCCGGCUACACCUCCAAAAUGGCCGGCACUGAAGACGGGGUCACGGAGCCUCAAGCCACGUUCUCCUCCUGCUUCGCCCAGCCCUUCCUUGCCCUCCACCCCAUGCGCUACGCUCGCAUGCUCGCCGAUAAGAUCUCCCAACACAAAGCCAACGCCUGGCUCCUGAACACCGGCUGGGUAGGCGCCGGCGCCACCACUGGCGGCAAGCGCUGCCCGCUAAAAUACACCCGCGCCAUCCUCGAUGCCAUCCACAGCGGCGAGCUGGCCAAGGCAGAGUACGAAGUCUAUGACGUCUUCAACCUCUACGUGCCCAAGUCCUGCCCAGGCGUGCCGAGCGAGCUCCUCAACCCCAAGAAGAGCUGGACCGCCUCGACCUCCUUCGAGAGUGAAGUGACCAAGCUCGCUGUGCUGUUCAAUGAGAACUUCAAGAAGUACUCGGAUGAGGCUACCAAGGAGGUUAUCGCCGCUGCGCCUGUUGUGCCAUCGCCUGCCAAGGCUGCCGUUGAGGUAAAUGGCGCCGAGCCCUCGACUACAAGGGAGAAUACGGCUUGACUAGAACGGAAACAAUCAAGGAGAGUGUUGUUUAAGCAGAAGUUGCGGAAAGUGUUCCAGUAGGAGCAGGAUCCAGGACAAAAACCAGAAAAAUAUAAAAAACAGAAAAGAAAAGUACACUUCGCGGAAGUCCGGUUUUCUUUCUUGUUGUUGCUAUGAAAAGGGUUGCACUUCCUAGCUUAAGCUUCCUUUCCUCCUUAAGGAAGAGGGAAAUAAAUACAAGCCAACUCUACGUGUUCCGUCCGUGUAUAUCGGGAAAAGAAUAGGACAAAAGAGAACGGAGCAAAUAAAAUAACAACGAAUGAAGAAUGAAGAAUGAAGAAUGAAGAUGAGGCAGAGGUAGCUGCAAAAAGCCAUCCUUCCUUCUCCCCCUCAGCCCUACAUAGAAUGGUGCUGGGGGCAACACACCCUGUAUCCCAAAUCUUACCCCAUCCUUCUUCUUAUUGUCUUUUUUUUUUCCUUUUUUUCCCUUGGUGCGCAUGUUAAUGAUUCCAAAGUUUUCUUUUGGUUUUUUUUUUCAUUUUCAUAGUUUCAAACGGUUCCUUUUGUUAUUCCACUUUCACCCACCUUUAAACCUUGUUAUUUUCUCAUUAAUAUAUAUAUAUUUAUUUUUUAUUUAUUUUUCUUUCUCAGUUUGAUAUUUCUUGCAUCAGCUCUUUUUCCUUUCUGUUCCUUUUCCUUUUUUUCCUCGAUUUUCCUUUUGUCUAUAUAUAUAUAUAUAUAUAUAUAUACGUAAAUGUUACAUACCUGCCCUGCGUAUUUAUUCAUAAAAUAAAAUAAAUGAACAGUCCAUUCAACUGAUUGAAGUUGUUAGAAUUUUGAGAUUUUCGUCCUUUGCAAAAUAGGACAUAAGAAGCCAAAAAAAGUUUUUAUUUAGAUGAUUGGUUUAUCCUAUUUAAUCGAGUAUCAAUUCUACAUCUCAAGGGGUAAAUAACUGUG
Blastomyces gilchristii SLH14081 is the source of this 3410-nucleotide messenger RNA. RefSeq names its product phosphoenolpyruvate carboxykinase (ATP). The record is from RefSeq and is a predicted model, not a curated record. The transcript has 6 exons. Lineage: Eukaryota; Fungi; Ascomycota; Eurotiomycetes; Onygenales; Ajellomycetaceae. Gene Ontology annotation, molecular function: phosphoenolpyruvate carboxykinase (ATP) activity; ATP binding. The coding region runs from base 24 to 2471 and encodes 815 amino acids. Gene Ontology annotation, cellular component: cytosol. Gene Ontology annotation, biological process: gluconeogenesis.